This is a messenger RNA of Scedosporium apiospermum, 3591 nucleotides long. RefSeq lists its product as uncharacterized. The transcript has 7 exons. The coding region runs from base 1 to 3591 and encodes 1196 amino acids. NCBI's taxonomy places the organism in Eukaryota, Fungi, Ascomycota, Sordariomycetes, Microascales, Microascaceae. Gene Ontology annotation, molecular function: protein binding. The record is from RefSeq and is a predicted model, not a curated record.
AUGCGACGGCUUUCCAAAGACAAAUCCCAAAUCGACCCAUCCCUCGCCAAUCUCCCCCUCGAGCAGCUCCUCGAGAGAACCUCCAGCAACAACCCGGCCGACACUCUCCCUGCUUACACCGUCGCGCCAACCGCACCGCCAGAGCGCCUAACCCGUUCGCCUCCCCUGCCCGUCAGCAUCACGGCGGCCUUUGAUUCGCUCCAGCUGAGCAACGAACCCCCCGCCUUCCCUACGGCCCAAACGUGCCUCGCGCACCUCAAACUGCUGUAUGCUUUUCGGAACCUGAAGGAUGAUGUCGGGUAUUCGGAUGGGCUGUGGGGCAUCAAGGAUCCCGAUCCGGCUUUUGGGGUUCCGGAUGCAAGGCUGCUGAGUAGGCUGAGGGAGAAGAGGUGGGCUAUUUUCCUCGCUAGGGCUGUGGAUCGGUAUGAGGCUUGGUGGAAGAGUUUCGGGGGGAGGCCGUUGACGAUGACGGAUAUGGAGGCUAAGGACAGUGCUGCCUAUUUGUGGUUUCCUACCGAUGGUGAUUCGGCAAGGUUGCGGUGGGACGAGGUGAUGAUGAUUCCUCUGGAUGUUCUCAUGGUUUGGCACACGCACAUGCUCAAUCCUCGAAGCUAUCUCGAAGACUGCAUGCGCGCCGGCCUCCGCAGCCUCUGGUUCUCCGGCCUACCAUGGAAAAUCGUCAACGAGGCCAUCGACACGGACUUCAACUACCGCGUCUCCGACGAAGCCAAGAGGCUAUGGACGGCCCGAACGGGUCGACAGUGGGACAAUGCCUACGACCCCAUGGUCAAGGUCAUCCAGUGUCCCGCCUGCAACGGCCUCUGCCACGUCCCCUGGACCUCGUGGCCCGAGGGCCUCCAAGAACCGGCCGACGUGCACUUCGAGGGGAAAGGCUACGGCGACGGCAUGCUGUUCAUGUGGUGUCCCAACGUCGCUUGCAGCAUGGCCCUCACCAAGGACCGUCUCUCCCUCGGCAGGUUCAUCAACGACGUCAAGAACUUGGUCCUGUACCAGAUCGCCAUGCCCGGCACGCAGCUCGACCUCGGAACCGGGGUGCCUACCGUCGGUGAGCCGUCGAAGCCGGCGCUGCACGCAUUUCCCAACUAUCUCAUUCGCGACUCUCUCCGCACGCCGCUGCUGGAACUGUUCCGCCCUCCAGGGAUGGGGUGGGACUCUCGGGACCAGCCGCAGGAUCUAGAUCCUGUCAGGAAGAUAUUCGGGAAGAGCCUGGAUGAUAAGGCCAAUAUUGCGCGCAUUGCUGGGACUCAGACUGGCAAGUUUUUCCUCCCGAAACAGGGGAGGAUGGCGAUUCGGAAGAUGCUCAGCAGGUAUAACGGGAAUUGCUCGAUAUUUGCCCUGGACCUCGUGAGCGCUGUGCUGAGGCAGGGAAUCUUUAUCGACAAGAUGCACAAGAUUGACUGGCUACACAGCCCAUCAGCCAGGGCCACCAUGGAACGCCUCAUCGUCAAAUACAACCGCUUCCUCACCAUCAUGGCCCGCAACCGCAACAACCUCGCCGUGCCGACCCUCGACAUCGACCUCGCGUGGCACACGGCGCAGCUGAGCCCCAGCACGUACUACGCCUACACGGUUCCCAAGUGUCUCAAGUUUGUCAACCACGACGACAAGAUCGAGACGUCGGUGUUGCAGGGCGGCUUCGAGUGGACGUCGAAAGUUUACCAGAAGAAGUACGGCGAGGUGUAUUCGGAGUUCGCCGAGAACUUCCACCAAUCUGGCGCAGCGCGAUUCUGCCCUUCGGACAACUCGGCGCACAUUUCGGCGCACAACUCGGUGCGGACAGCCGUCUCGGCCGCUGCGCAAGAGAGGUUCAACAGGGAGCUAGCAAAGCAGUUCCUCAAGGCGCAGAAGCGAGCGCACCAGAAGGGCCGGUCGAUCCCGUCUAAGCGGGAGUACUACGACCACUGGGGGAAGAUGAGCCAAGUUCAGGCGGAGGAUCGGGCGGUGGUGGUGGUUGCGCUGCCGGGACUUGUAGCGAGGGCGUGGCAGCCGGAGGGUGCAGUGGUCCCGGGGGUUGCGAUGAUGGAGGGGCACCAUGUGGAAGCUGUGGAAGUGGCGGCGGCGGCGAUGGUGGUGGUGGCGGUGAUGGAGGCGGCGGUGAUGGCGGUGGGUGCGGUGGAUGUGGAGGAUGCGGAGAUCCCCCCGACAUCUCUGGCACUUUUCUUCUCUCCCAACGAGAAGAAGAAACAUAGACCGCACAUCAUGGAUGUCGACAUCUCCAUCUCCAUCCCCAUCUCAGUCUCAGACCCUCAGCAUGAGUCCCACCUCAUCCACGUCCUCAAGACAAAAUUCCCCCUUGAGCUCCUCCUCCGUCUCACCGAGCUCAUGGACACACCCUCCCUCCUCAACCUCCGACUAGUCUGCCACGACCUUGAGCGCGUCACCUUCUCCAUAUUCCGCAAACGCUUCUUCACCCACCGCUAUGUCCGCUACAGCGCCAAGUCCCUGCGUCACCUAAGUGAAGCAUCCUUGUCCUCGAGGCUCUCUCCCCCAACUGAGAGCAUCCAUUUCAUUCCUGUACCCGUCCUCGACGAUGACUAUGCCGCCUUUGACAUCGGCCUGGAUCGGGACAUGCUCGAAACCGCAUUCUCCAACUUACCUAGUCUGCGCGCCAUCACCAUUCGCUUCGACGGCGCGGCGCGGCGUCUCUUCACCUUCGACGUUCGCAUGUUCCGCGUUAUCGUUGCGGCUCUCUCCAGAACAGGAACGACCCUUCAGGCUCUUAAUCUUGACCAGAGCGGCGGGACUGGUGGGGGCCUCGCCAUCAGCGGUCUCUUCAUCCCAGAGUUCCUCCGCCCGAGCUUCUAUCCACCCCUUCAGGGCAUCAAGCACCUCUCCCUCUCCCUCUUCCCAGACCAUCAGCCCAGGGACACGCUCCUCACGCAAUUCCUGGCCAUCUUCCGCAACCUCGAGUUCCUUCGCCUCAACCUCGACCGCGGCAACCCUCACCUAUCGUACAGGCUCAUGCAAUCCAUGUUCCGCCCUGCUCUCCCUAAUUUAUCCACCGUCAAGGAGCUGCAGCUCGGCAAGAUGAUGAUCUCACCAGAGUCCAUGGUCCGCAUCAUCAACGCAUUCGCACCUUCCCUCACGGCUCUUGAAUUAUUUCGCAUCGGCCUCUACAUUAGCCGCGAGACCGCACCGGUUGAUGACGACGACGACGCGGUACCGCGAUAUUCGGAGCUCGCUGGAAACCCUCAGUGGAAAUACGUCUUCACCCAGCUUUCCAAGAACCCUCAUCUCGCAAAACUCACGCGCUUCAAAGCCGGUUACUUGACGGAGGGUGCCUCCAGAAGACACGUCUCCUUCCGCGCCGAAGCAUCAGAAGAGGGAAAGGAGCCGCCAAGCGUUGCCGUUUGUGAGCAUCAUGGGUCCAACUUUUCUAAAUUCGCGCGAGAUGUUAGGGAUAACGUUAUCGUGCCGCCUCCAAGCCCCACCGGGUGGCAGGGCUUCGAUGAAGAGGAUGAGGAUGAGGAUGAAGACGACGAUGAGGAUAUGGACUUGCUCGACGGCGAAGACGAAGACGAGGAUGAGGACGGCGAGGACGGCGAGGACGGCGAGGACGAGGGCGCGUGA